Callithrix jacchus (white-tufted-ear marmoset) is the source of this 2458-nucleotide messenger RNA. RefSeq names its product adaptor related protein complex 5 subunit sigma 1 (gene AP5S1). Gene Ontology annotation, biological process: endosomal transport; double-strand break repair via homologous recombination. Lineage: Eukaryota; Metazoa; Chordata; Mammalia; Primates; Cebidae. Gene Ontology annotation, cellular component: AP-type membrane coat adaptor complex; lysosome; late endosome. The record is from RefSeq and is a predicted model, not a curated record.
ACACAUAUUUGUAUUUAAAAUCUGGGCAAAAUACACAUAUUUCUCUCCAAAGUUAUAAUUUCCGGGGGUACAGGCCAGGAAUGUACAUUUGGAACACGUGCCCCAGUGAUUCUCACGCAUGUUGGUCAAGUAAGAACUCAGCCCGCAGCCCAAAGGUGCGCGACCCGGCCUAGGUCCACCCGCCGCCCGCCCCCGAGCCACCUAAGGCCGCAGCUGACGCGCCUCGCCCUCCGGGGACAACCAGGCCCCGGCCUCUUCCGCAGACUCCGCGCUCCGGGCCGCGGCGCCCCCUCGCGGCCACCGGGGUCGGCAGGCUGGGGCUCAGUUGGUCUAAGGAUUCGAGCGGGGACGCUUCGGGCCCGCACGAGAAGUGACCAGCAUGGUCCCCGCCGGCAGCUCGGGGCCGGAGGGUUUCAGUUCCAGCGCGAGGCCAACCCAAACCCAGGGUUCAAGAGUCAGCACACGCCGCCUGCGCCUGGCUCCCGCAGCGCCGUCCUGGACGUAACCCCGAUAGCGUCAGCGGCGCGCGCGCCCGCGACCGACGUGCGCAGGCGCCCACUGGCUGCGAGCCGCCAUUGCUCUCCUGCCGCUGAAGGGAGAGUUUGUUAGCAGUCGGCGAGCCUGGACGGAAGGCGGAGUGCGACGCCUCAACGACAGCGGCCCGGAGUUGCAGGAGCAACACACUUAGGGCGGGGUGCCCCGUUUAGGCCUGGCUGACCGGAGUAAGAAACUACAACCCCCGAAGUGCAUUGCGCCGCAGGGUUGCGGAGCCAGUGACCAUACACUCUGGAGCCAUGGUCCACGCCUUCCUCGUUCACACCUUGAGGGCCCCAAAUGCUGAGGACACAGGCCUUUGCCGAGUGCUCUACUCCUGUGUCUUUGGUGCUGAGAAAUCACCUGAUGACCCACGGCCACAUGGUGCUGAGAGGGACAGGCUUCUCCGGAAGGAACAGAUUUUAGCCGUGGCCAGGCAGGUGGAGUCAAUGUGCCGGCUGCAGCAGCAGGCGUCUGGCCGGCCCUCCAUGGACCUGCAGCUGCAGUCCUCAGAUGAGCAAGUGUCCCUGGCCGAGGCCCCACGUGGGGCCUUCCGGCUGGCAGCAGGGGACCCUUUUCAGGAGCCACGGACAGUGGUGUGGCUGGGCGUGCUCUCAUUAGGCUUUGCCCUGGUGCUGGACGCCCAUGAGAAUCUGCUGCUGGCUGAGGGCACACUCCGGCUGCUGGCACGCCUCCUCCUUGACCACCUCCGGCUACUGGCGCCCAGCACCAACCUCCUGCUGCGAGCUGACCGCAUCGAGGGCAUCCUCACCCGCUUCCUGCCCCAUGGUCAGCUACUUUUCCUCAACGACCAGUUUGUCCAAGGCCUGGAGAAGGAAUUCAGUGCUGCUUGGCCCCGCUGAUUCCUCAUUGGGAUGGUGCUUCGGAGGGCAGGCAGAAGGUAGACACACAGCCACAUGAAGCUUGGCCUCUAUCUCCUGCCCAGCCUGCUCCCAGCUCUGAUGUGCUGCUGUACCGGGACAAGUGGGGGGCAAGCCUGCAGAAAGGAGGCUGGGCAGAGGGCGGAGGAAGUCCUGUCUGUCCUCAGGUUAGUGGAACCACAGAACAUCCUGAGCCUAGAGCUGCUGUGUAACUUAGACCACUGCAGUGUGGCAGCCAUGCUUGUCCUUGACCCCACCUUCCUCCACCCCCAACAGCCACUAGUGUAGGGUGAGGAGCUACCUGGAACUCAGCCCACCUUCUCCUUUCAAACCCACAGUCAAGGCCAGGUGUGCGUGGUGGCUCAUGCCUGUAAUCCCAGCACUUUUGGAGGCUGAUCACGAGGUCAGGAGUUUGAGACCCGUGAAACCUGGUCUCUACUAAAAAUACAAAAUUUAGCCGGGUGUGUGGUGCACACCUGUGGUCCCAGCUACUUGGCCAACAUAGCGAAACCUCAUCUCUACUAAAAAUACAAAAAUUAGCCGGGUGUGUGGUGCACACCUGUAGUCCCAGCUACUUGGGAGGCUGAGGUAGGAGAAUCAUGUGAACCUGGUAGGCAGUGAGCCGAGAUCAUGCCAUUGCACUCCAGCCUUUGUGACAGUGUAAGACUCCAUCUCAAAAACAAAACAAAAACCCACAGUCAUUGCAACACGAAAGGGGUCUCAGACUCCCCUGAGAGUGGAGGAGCUGUGCCUGCAGGCUGGCAGACCGCAGCGCCUGCCUUGUGCCACUUAGGCAGUAUUAUCGACAAGGUCCUACUCAGUGUCCAGCCCCCACAGAGUUCAGAAACGCAUCUGCUGAUCAGCAGCAGGAUUCUGCAGCUCCUUUUGUGCCAAGCCCAUGCCUACCAGGCAGGCUCGAGAUAAAACCAUCAUGGGCUUCCCUCAUCUGCAGGGAGAGAAGGUGCCAUCAGGGAAAUGUGAGAGGUCUGCACUAAAUAAUGUAUUUCUCAUUUUGAAUUAAAAGCACUGGCUAUGUGAUUUCA